GCCUCAGGAACCCCCAGUUGAAUGUAGAGAAACAAUUCCUGGCCCAGGGGAGACCCUCUCUGGUAGUGGCUACAUAGUUCUUGUCCCAAGACGACCCCUUUCUGACGCGGGAGACUCAGCUUGUCCCAGGAGAGCUCCCAGUCGGAUGGGGGUGCAGGCCUUGGUCUCAGGGAAUUCCCCGCUGACCCCAGGAGAAGACUCCAGUCUUCUGGGAUAUCCAGAGCCCAUCCCAGGGAGCUCCCAGUCUGAUGGGAGAGGUGGGCUGAAGAUAUCCACUCCACACAGAUGGGGAGGAACAGAAGACAGGAAGGCCGAAACAAAGAACCCACCUGCACUAAACAGUUAGCAGGUCCACCGGACUUUCUGAAGAGGAAGGACAUUUUCAACAAAUGGCCGAGGGAGAAGCAGCACAGCUGAAGGAGGAAGGGAACCGGCAUUUCCAGCUCCAGGACUACAAGGCCGCGACAAAGAGCUACAGCCAGGCCCUGAAGCUGACCAAGGACAAGGCCCUGCUGGCCACGCUGUAUCGGAACCGGGCGGCCUGUGGCCUGAAAACGGAAAACUAUGUUCAGGCGGCUUCAGAUGCCUCAAGAGCCAUCGACAUCAACUCCUCGGACAUCAAGGCACUGUAUCGGCGAUGCCAGGCGCUGGAGCACCUGGGGAAGCUGGACCAGGCCUUCAAGGAUGUGCAGCGCUGUGCCACUCUCGAGCCACGGAACCAGAACUUCCAGGAGACGCUGAGGAGGCUGAACACCAGCAUCCAGGAGAAGCUCCGUGUGCAGUUCUCCACAGACUCGAGGGUACAGAAGAUGUUUGAGAUCCUCCUGGACCCAAACAGUGAUGCGGAUAAGCUGGAGAAGUCUGCCAACAACCUCAUUGUCCUAGGCCGGGAGGAAGCAGGGGCCGAGAAGAUCUUCCAGAACAACGGAGUGGCCCUGUUGCUGCAGCUCGUGGACACCAAAAAGCCGGAGCUGAUGCUGGCCGCCGUGCGGACCCUGUCGGGCAUGUGCAGCGGCCACCGAGCUAGGGCCACAGCGAUUCUCCAUGCAGUCCGGAUAGACCGAAUCUGUAGCCUCAUGGCCGCCGAGAACGAGGAGAUGUCGCUGGCUGUCUGCAACCUGCUCCAGGCCAUCAUUGACUCUCUGUCUGGGGAGGACAAGCAGGAGCAUCGAGGGAAGGAGGAGGCCGUGGUUCUGGACACCAAGAAGGACCUGAAGCAGAUCACCAGCCACCUGCUCGACAUGCUGGUCAGUAAGAAGGUGUCUGGCCAGGGCCGGGAUCAGGCCCUGAACCUGCUCAAUAAGAACGUCCCCAGGAAGGACCUCGCCAUUCACGACAACUCACGCACCAUCUAUGUGGUGGAUAAUGGCCUAAGGAAGAUCCUGAAGGUGGUGGGGCAGGUUCCAGAUCUGCCAUCCUGCCUGCCCCUGACCGACAACACCCGCAUGCUGGCCUCUAUCCUCAUCAACAAGCUCUACGACGAUCUGCGAUGUGACCCGGAGCGCGAUCACUUCCGCAAGAUCUGUGAGGAGUACAUCACGGGCAAGUUUGACCCCCAGGACAUGGACAAGAAUGUGAUUGCCAUCCAGACGGUGUCGGGGAUCCUGCAGGGCCCCUUUGACCUGGGCAAUCAGCUGCUGGGACUGAAAGGUGUGAUGGAGAUGAUGGUAGCGCUGUGUGGCUCGGAGCGUGAGACAGACCAGCUGGUGGCCGUGGAGGCCCUCAUCCAUGCCUCCACCAAGCUCAGCCGCGCCACGUUCAUCAUCACCAAUGGCGUGUCACUGCUCAAAGAGAUCUACAAGACCACCAAAAACGAGAAGAUCAAGAUCCGCACGCUGGUGGGGCUCUGUAAGCUGGGCUCUGCAGGUGGCACAGACUACGCUCUCAGGCAGUUUGCUGAAGGGUCGACCGAGAAGCUGGCCAAACAGUGUCGCAAGUGGCUAUGCAACGCAUCCAUAGACACUCGCACCCGGCGAUGGGCAGUGGAGGGCCUGGCCUACCUCACGCUGGACGCUGACGUGAAAGAUGACUUUGUCCAGGACAUUCCUGCCCUGCAGGCCAUGUUUGAGCUGGCCAAGACCUCUGACAAGACCAUCCUGUACUCGGUGGCCACAACCCUGGUGAACUGCACCAACAGCUACGACGUCAAGGAGGUCAUCCCCGAGCUGGUGCAGCUCGCCAAGUUCUCCAAGCAGCACGUGCCCGAGGAGCACCCCAAGGACAAGAAAGACUUCGUAGACAUGCGGGUGAAGCGGCUUCUGAAGGCCGGCGUCAUCUCCGUGCUGGCCUGCAUGGUGAAAGCGGACAAUGCCAUCCUCACCGACCAGACCAAGGAGUUGCUGGCCAGGGUUUUCCUGGCACUAUGUGACAACCCAAAAGACCGAGGAACCAUUGUGGCUCAAGGUGGUGGCAAGGCCCUGAUUCCCCUGGCUCUGGAGGGCACAGACGUGGGCAAAGUGAAGGCAGCCCACGCCCUAGCAAAGAUUGCUGCGGUCUCUAAUCCGGACAUCGCCUUCCCUGGGGAGCGGGUGUACGAGGUGGUGCGGCCCCUCGUGAGUCUCCUGGACACACAGAGGGAUGGGCUGCAGAACUACGAGGCCCUCCUAGGUCUCACCAACCUGUCUGGGCGGAGUGACAAACUCCGGCAGAAGAUCUUUAAGGAGAAGGCCUUGCCAGACAUUGAGAACUACAUGUUUGAGAAUCAUGACCAGCUGCGGCAGGCAGCCACCGAAUGCAUGUGCAACAUGGUGGUGAACAAGGAGGUACAGGAGAGGUUCCUGGCGGACGGGAAUGACCGGCUGAAGCUGGUGGUGCUGCUCUGUGGGGAGGAUGAUGACAAAGUGCAGAAUGCGGCCGCAGGGGCCCUGGCCAUGCUGACAGCAGCACAUAAGAAACUGUGCCUCAAGAUGACCCAAGUGACAACUCAGUGGUUGGAGAUCCUACAGCGGCUCUGCCUGCACGACCGGCUGUCAGUCCAACACCGGGGCCUGGUCAUUGCCUACAACCUGCUGGCAGCCGAUGCUGAGCUGGCCAAGAAGCUGGUGGAGAGUGAGCUGCUGGAGAUCCUGACUGUGGUGGGCAAACAGGAGCCGGAUGAGAAGAAGGCGGCCGUGGUUCAGACGGCCCGGGAAUGUCUCGUCAAGUGCAUGGAUUAUGGCUUCAUUAAACCAGUGUCUUAGACAGGGCCUGCAGGGAUGCUGGGGCUGGUCCUGUACUGUGCCGAGUCCUGAGGUGGGAACUCCUGGUGUCACUUCAGCUAGGGAUCAUGGCAGUGGCAGUGAAGUCUCCAUAUAAAGGCAAGGCUCAACGGUUCCCUCACUCGUGAAUCUUCCCCUUCGCCCUAGGAAAGUUGGGAUGUUUCAUUGGCUCUCUUGCUCCCAGACUCCUUACAUCUGUCAUGUUCCAGAAAUCCCUAGAAUAAUUUUCAUCUGUGGUUUGGAAGAUAGGUUGGACAAUUCUUUCUGGACCCAUUCCAAAGGCCAAGAUAAUAAGCUGAAGUUGUUUAUAUCUUGGAAAAUGGAUUGUGUGGUAAGAUAGGACCUAACAGGUGUGUGACUAUAAAGGUUAAUACUGUUGUA
Molecule: messenger RNA, 3578 nt
Organism: Equus quagga
Lineage: Eukaryota; Metazoa; Chordata; Mammalia; Perissodactyla; Equidae
Gene: UNC45B
Product: unc-45 myosin chaperone B
Exons: 20
Coding region: 390-3179 (929 amino acids)
Molecular function (GO): Hsp90 protein binding
Source: RefSeq, a predicted model, not a curated record